AUGCAAACACUCCUAUGCACCACCUCGCAGGGCUGCGCUAGCAGCGUCGCGGCAUGGGCCACCAAGCUCUCCGGGCAACAGCCCACACCAGCCCCUGCCGCGCUGCCUCCAGCCACUACUACAGCCUCCGCCGGCGGCGGCGCCGCUACCCCCGCGGCGGCCACGUCACCAGCAUUGUCGUCGGCUGAGGCAGUUGCGGCGGCGACACGGGCCGGAAGUACCAUGUCGUGCCUGCGGCACGGUAGCGCGGCGGCGACGUCGGUGUCGGUCUUGUUGACAGAAGAGCUCGCCUCAGGCCGUUCACAAUUGGAGCGUGGCUACCGGCAGCUGCCCUUGGGAGUGCCGCUCAAGGAGUGGGGUGACCUGCACGUGCGCAUGUGGCUGCUAACACUCCCUGCCGUACUGCGUCCGUACACGGACAUGUUGUGCAGUCCAGGGGGCCUGCUGUUGGAAUGGAGCGACGAGCUCUUGGCCGAAGCCGGAGUCAGCAACGCCUUCCAUCGCAAGCAGCUGCUGGAGUAUGUACGCCAGCUGCAAGCUGACGUGGCGACCCACCUAACGGAGCAACAGCAGGACCGGCAGCGGCAACUGCAGCGGCACCAGGGGGGAGCGGGGCCAGUGGCACCAGAUAGGCGACCUAAGAGCUUGGCGCCGCCGGGGCUCAUACCGGGGAGCAUUGACAGCCCGCAAUCUGACGGUGGCGACGACGACAGCGCCUACUGCGAGAGAACUGGUGCCUCCGUCACCGCGGCCGAGGGCCACGGCGGUGGCCUUCGGACGACGGCGGCCAGAUCGCCCUCCGCCAAGCAGCAUCCCUCCGACGGACCCAUGGGUCGCGAUGCGAGCCCCGACUUGGGUCCGGGUUUGCGUACCCCUGCCAAGUCAGUCAGUCCUAGGCGGCGGCGCAGCUUGGGAAACAGCGGCAGCGUCAACAGCAGCAGCGGCGGCGGCGUGAGAGCCAGCGGGCGGGAACUGUUAGCGGAGUACGAGCAGGGCCUCCUAGAGAAGGCCCUCCCCACCCUGAAGCUGCUGGUCCGCGAGGCGGGCUCCAUGUGCCCCUGGCCUGGGGACGCCGCCGCCCAGCUGCUGGCUAGCCUGCUGGACAUGGGGGAGAGGGCGCUCGUCAACAAGAGGAACUGGCAGCAGCUCAACACGCGGGCAGUGGACCUGCUGCAGCUCAUUGCGCGCAACAAGCAGCUCCAAUCUGACACCCACAGCUACCGCAACAUUAUGCACCGCCUCAUCAAUACACUCAAGCUCAGCAGCUUUACACGUCGGCUGUUGAUCCGUUAUUGA
Volvox carteri f. nagariensis is the source of this 1296-nucleotide messenger RNA. RefSeq lists its product as uncharacterized. The record is from RefSeq and is a predicted model, not a curated record. Gene Ontology annotation, molecular function: protein binding. The transcript has 6 exons. The coding region runs from base 1 to 1296 and encodes 431 amino acids. Lineage: Eukaryota; Viridiplantae; Chlorophyta; Chlorophyceae; Chlamydomonadales; Volvocaceae.